This is a messenger RNA of Penicillium hordei, 4410 nucleotides long. It is a transcript of the gene pan1, whose product is annotated as actin cytoskeleton-regulatory complex protein PAN1. Gene Ontology annotation, biological process: endosomal transport; endocytosis. Gene Ontology annotation, cellular component: plasma membrane; cytoplasm. The record is from RefSeq and is a predicted model, not a curated record. Gene Ontology annotation, molecular function: actin binding; calcium ion binding. The transcript has 4 exons. NCBI's taxonomy places the organism in Eukaryota, Fungi, Ascomycota, Eurotiomycetes, Eurotiales, Aspergillaceae. The coding region runs from base 1 to 4410 and encodes 1469 amino acids.
AUGUACUCCUCGUCGAAUAAUUUCCUCGGGGGUGGUGCCAGUGGCCGUCCCGGCCAGGCACCAUUCAUGCAACAGCAACAGCAACCCCCCUAUUCGCAAUUCUCCCAAGCCCAGCAGCCGCCAUCAAUCCAACAACCUCAACCGACUGGAUUUGCCCCACAGCCUACUGGUCUCGCUCCACAGCCGACCGGAUUCGCCGGCCAGCCCUCCCCGUUUGGUAACUCGCAGCUACAACCUCAAGCCACCGGAUUCCCCGCGGGACAGAUCCAGCCGCAAUUCACUGGCUUCCCCGGCGCCGCGCCCCAGCAACCCCAGCAGCAGCAAGCGCAAAGCUUCCAACCACAAUACACCGGGUAUCCUCCCCAGAACCAGGCGCAGCAGCCGCCUCCGGUACCACAGAUACCAACUCGAUUCAAGACCUCAAGCGAUAUCGCGAACUCUUUCCAAGAUGCUGCUGGCUCUGGGGCACCUCCUCAGGUGCCGCCAAAGACAGGGUCAAAGAUCCCGAAUAUUCGGCUGUCUUUUAUCACGGCGCAGGAUCAGGCGAGGUUCGAGCAGCUCUUUAAGUCUGCGGUUGCCGAUAGCAAGACAAUGGAUGGCGAUAAAGCAAGAGAUCUUUUGCUGCGCUCCAAGUUGACGGGCGCUGAUCUUUCUAAGAUCUGGGUUUUGUCUGAUACCACCAAAUCCGGACAGUUGUUCUUCCCCGAGUUUGCAUUGGCCAUGUACCUGUGCAAUAUUCGUAUCACCGGUCGCGAGCUUCCUUCUUCCCUACCCGAGACGAUCAAGAACGAGGUUUCUAGUAUGGUUGACAUCAUUUCGUUCGAUGUCCCCGACACACAGGCCCCGGCCCAACAGCGAACAAAUGUCCCCAACUUUGAUGCGCCUCUCAUGGAGAACAAGUCGACGCCCCCAAUUGUUCAACAGCCCGUCCCGCAGCAACCGAACAACGCCCAGCUUCUGUCACAGCUGACAGCACAGCCUACUGGGUUCUUCCCUCAGCAGACAGGUAUCCAGCCCAACCCGACGGGCUUCCCUGGUCAGAACCAGUCUCAGUUCCUCCAGUCUCAACAAACCGGUUUCAUGAAUAACCCGCAGGCUACUGGAUAUACUGGUCCUCGGCCUCCGAUGCCGCCUAUGCCUACUGGUUACGGGUCGAACCUCAGCCCCGCCCAGACCGGUGGAAUGCAAGGCCUGGGUGUGCAGCCUACGGGCCUGACGGCACAACCUACGGGAAUGCCAGGUCAAUGGGGAUUCAUCAACACACCAGCGCAGGGUUUGCCCAACAUUGAGGCUAUGAAGCAACAGCUUAUGCCACAGCCUGGGCGUGAAGGUGGUUUCAGUGCGGUUGGCCUUUCAGGAAAUGCUACAGUUGCCUGGGCAAUUACAAAGGAGGAGAAGAAGAUUUACGAUGAUCUUUUCCGCGCAUGGGAUGGUUUCCGCAAGGGCUUCAUCAGUGGUGAGACUGCCAUCGAGAUCAUGGGCCAAAGUGGCUUGAAUAGAAAAGACCUGGAACGGAUCUGGACCCUGGCUGAUCCCCAUAACCGCGGCCGACUCAACAUGGAUGAGUUCGCCGUAGCUAUGCACAUGAUCUACCGUGCUCUGAACGGAUACCCAGUUCCAAACCGUCUACCACCCGAGCUUGUUCCUCCGUCCACGAGACACCUGAAUGACUCUAUCGGUACAGUCAAGUCUCUUCUCUCUCAGGAUGCUGAAACUCGCAAGGCUACUGGUGCGUUCCUGCAGCCGCAGAAGACUGGUGUCAGCUAUCUUAAGGAUCACUCCUUCCGUGGUGGUGCAGGAGGCGCUUCUGCAGCCAACCGCAAGGAUGCGACAAUGUUCAAGAACAAUGACUCCGCUGGUGGGUACCGCUCUAGCGCACGCCGUCGCGUUGGUAACCAGGCUCGUACCCCGUCACCUGCCGCCUCUGGCGCGUCAGACGAAGAAUAUUCUGUGGAACAGUUGCACAAGAAAAUUCGCGAGGCCAAGGUCAUGAUUGACGCUGCCGACUUCCAGGACGAGAACCGAGCUGAGGAUGAUGAUGCUCUAGAUCGCCAGGAUCGCCGCGAGGCAGAGAGUCUCAUGGACCGUAUCCGUCGUGUACAGGACGACCUCGAUACCCACCCCAAUGCUUCGUUCCGUCAAGUGGACAAUGGGGCAGAUCGCAGAGCUCUUCGUCGCCAGCUGCAGUCUUUUGAAGAUCAAGUUCCUCAGGUUGCAUCUGAUGUGCGUCGCCUUGAGCGUGAGAUCGCGGACGCGAAGCUUGAGCUCUUCCGUCUCAAGGACGCCAAGGCACACCCCGGUGGCGCCUCUAACAUCAUUGGCACUGGCCCUGGCGGCACUGUGACCGAGGCAGAUCGAAUCAAGGCCCGCGCGCGUGCGCGUAUGCAAGCCCGUGCUGCAGAGCUUUCUGGUCGCCCCGCUCCCGCGACGGAAGAGGACGAUGGCCAGGCGGCUCGUCGUCUGGAGUCGGAGACCACUAACGUGAAGGCUGAGCGUGAGCGCAACGACACUAUGACUCGUGAUGUCGAGGAAAGUGUGCGUGAUUUCGCUCGCAGCUUGGAGGAUAGUCUCCGGGAGGAAGGCCAAAACUCCACACGUGAGCAUGAGAAGCGUCGUUGGGAAGAUGCCUUGGGAGUGGAGGACGUCAUCCGCGACUUCAUCUACGACCUGAGCCGCAGUGCGCGAACUGCAAAUGUUCGCAAAGAAGAGCGAGGGAGACCUUCCCCUGAGGUGCAGUCUCGAGCAUCUCCAGCGGCCGAAUCUACUGCUGCCCGUCCUUCAAUGCCCCAGUCCGUGGACUCGUCAAGCUCUCUUCCUGGUAACACACAUGAAGAUCGCGUGGCAGCUGCUCGAGAGCGUGCACAGAAGCGCAUUGCUGAGCGCAUGGCUGCUGCUGGCUUGAAGCCAAAUGAUGCUAGCGAGACUCUUACGCAACGCCAGGAGCGUGAGAAGAAGGAGCGCGAAGACCGUGUCAAACGUGCCGAGGAAGAGGAUGCUAAGCGGGAAGAGGAGAGACAGCGUCGCCUAGCUGAGGAACGGGGUGUCCCCAGUGAUGCCGCUCCGAAGACUGCGGGCAAGAAACCACCACCAGCGCCACCCACCCGCAGGGCUCGUACGGAUAGUGCCGGCCAAGCCGAUGCCAAGAGGGCAGAAGAAUCCGCUAAAGCGGACCAGGCUGCCCGUGAGCAGGCUAUCAAGGAAGAGCAAGAGGUGCAGGAGGCAGAGACCAAGCGUCUAGAGAGCGAGGCAAGCCAAGCUGAGCUGGAAUUACAACGGGAGAAAGAUGCCCAGGCCGCUCGGCUUCGUGCCCUUGAGGAACAGGUUCGCCAGGGCAAGAUCAAGAAGCAGGAAGAGAAGCGCCGCAGGGAAGAGGCUAGCCGACAGUCCAAAGAACAGGAAGCUACUCUUGCAGCCCAACGCGCUGAACUGGAGGCGGCUAAAGAACGCGAGCGACAGCUGCAGCUUGAACUCGAGGGUCUUGACGAGUCAUCGUCUGAUGACGAAGGCCCUGCGGAUAUUACGCCUCAGUACAGCACCCCGACCCAGAGCCAAAUUCUCCCUACCCCGCCCCCCGUGCCCACGAUAGCUAUUCCUGAACCUCCUGCCCCCGAAAGCGUGCCUAGCGAAGUGAGCUCGCCCGAAAGCAGCCGUGGUGUUCCUGCCGCCGCGCCCGAUGCUGAGUCCAAGAACCCGUACUUCAAGAAUAUGGGUCAGCCAUCCGACCCCACCCAAGCGACCUCGCCGCCUACUACAUCUCAGUCUACAAAUCCGUUCCACCGCUUGACGCAGCAAGAGCCCAUCAAGCCCACCUUCACCGGCGCAGCUCCCUUGGAACGCAAGACUCGUGCCCGCCCCGAGGAAGACGAUGACUGGUCCGCUGCGGGCUCCGAGGCUGAUUCGUCCGAUGAUGAUGACGAUCGUCCAACCGGCGGCAGCGCCAAACAACUUGCCAGCAUCCUCUUCGGUACCAUGGCGCCCCCACGUCCUCUGAGCGCCAUGGAUGAAGACAAGUCUGCCUCGAAAUCCGCUACCCCGGUACAAGAAAGCCCUAUUGCACCUCCGCCCCCACCCCCAGUAACUCUGCCUCCUGUCCCUGCUAUACCAAGCCCUAGUGAUGCCAUCUCCCCACCACCUGCGCCAUCUGCAGUGCCUCCCCCUCCCCCACCUCCACCUCCCCCGGGAGCCGGUGCUCCUUCUAUUCCUCCGCCACCCCCACCCCCAGGAGGAGCUCCAUCUGCUCCCCCACCACCCCCUCCAGCUGGCAUCCCGCCUCCACCUGCUCCCCCAGCCGCGGCCGGUGGCUCUGGCGGCCGAGGCGCCCUCCUUGCGUCCAUCCAACAAGGCAUGACCCUGAAGAAGACUCAAGUGAAUGAUCGUAGCACAAGCUCGUCGGCUGGACGCGUGCUGUGA